Messenger RNA from Penicillium taxi, 1215 nucleotides. Its product is annotated as HNH endonuclease signature motif containing protein. The record is from RefSeq and is a predicted model, not a curated record. Lineage: Eukaryota; Fungi; Ascomycota; Eurotiomycetes; Eurotiales; Aspergillaceae. The coding region runs from base 1 to 1215 and encodes 404 amino acids. The transcript has 4 exons.
AUGGUGAAAGGCAAAGGCAAAAAGCGUGCCCCAGAUUCUCCGGACUUUAUCCAACACCCACGAAAGUCGCCCAGGAAGCAUCAGCCGUUGCCGCCAAAGCGAGAGCUAUCCCUAAUGUCAACUGAUAUUGAAGAGGACUGGAGCGCUUUAGAGGCCAAUGCCAAAGCAAGGGUAGCAGCAUACGAGCUAACAGACAGACCCUCUGAGAAGCGAUUGAAAUCCGGCCUGAAUGCCUUGAUCAAAUGGCUACCGCCAGGCGGCAGAGAUUCUCUAGCCCGUGAUAUUAUUGAAUCAAAUACAGAUGAUAGACUACAUGCUGUAUUUUUCAACUUGCUCACCGGCCUCGCAGCACCAAUGAAAGCCAGGAGUCGGACCUCUACUGUUACGUCAUCGCCUAUUCCAAAGCGCCAGAAUAAUUCGGAUGCGAUAGACGGAACUCUGGUUAAUCAUAAACACCGAGCUGAAAAAUUCCGGGAGGCUUGCUUCCGUCGGGACGGAUAUCGCUGUGUUCUGUCUAGGUUCAUGGAAACCAACCACUGGAAUUCUAUCAACCAGGACUCAGAGAUGGACCCAGAGACGGACCUAGAGGCGGACCCAGACCCAGAAGCGGACCCCGACCCAGAGGCGGACCAGGAACCUAUCAUGGAUGCGCGGUGUAUCGGCGCUCAUAUUAUCCCGUAUUCUUACGCCUCAUGGACGAAUGGAGAUGAAGAACCAAAUCAACAAUGGGAAGUUCUUUUUCGAUGCUUCCCUAUGCUUAGGAAAACAUCUUUCACUUCCGGGUCUAUAAAUGAAUCUCGGAAUGGUUUAACAUUGACCACCGUGAUGCAUGAUGAAUUCGGUGCUUUUAAUAUCGCUUUCAAGCCCACGGAGGAGCUCAACGUCUAUCAAAUCAAAACCUAUAGCAAGUGCCCUAAUUCUUGCAAGCGCGAUCUACCCAAAAGCCGUAAAGUGAUCUUCAAGGUUGAUACCAAUACCUCCUUUAAAGAUAGGUUAAAGUUUGACUUGACUCUACCUUCCCGGGAACUUUUAGAGUGUCAUUGGCGCCUUGCGGAAGUAUUAAAUAUCUCCGCAAUGGCGGAGGCAGUGGAGCUCUAUUGGAAGGAGUGGGAUACAGUGAAGGUUACUGCACCCCGUGAACUGGACGAGUACGGAAGGACCAAUAUCGAGGAUCUCCUGCAGCCAGCUUUUUGGGAAUAUCAAGUUUCUGGCUAA